AAUCUUCUCAGCACCCUCGGCCAUAUAUUCCCUCUCCUGACUGAGCUGUCAAAUUGCUUCUCCGUCGAGUUCUCCAAAGACAUAUGAGCUUCUUUCGCAGCUCUUUAUGUCGCUUCGCUUCACCACUUCUCCACUCGCCCUCACUUCAGCUUUCGACAAGCUCUUGGUGAUUAAUCCGAGUAUUCAAGAGCUUGCAAGCCUGCUUGAAUCACUCAAUGCUUGCUCAUCGAAGCGAAUAGAUGAACUUGACUUUAAUUGUCGGUUGACUGCGUUUAUGCUGCUCAAUGAGGAGAAGUACGCUGCAUUAUCAUACCGUGAAUGGUUUCCUGUCCUUUCGAAUGCCCUUUAUUUUGUGCAGGACCCCGACGAAUUAGCCAUCCGCAAUAAUGCCGCUUUUACAAUCAGAUGCUUCAUCGACCUUGCAUGCAAAUGCAGAAUUCAAAACACUUCUCAUGCGAACUACCCUUCUGGCCGUCCGGCAAUCCAAACACGAGCUUCACUUCUGAAUUUCUAA
Suillus subalutaceus is the source of this 514-nucleotide messenger RNA. RefSeq lists its product as uncharacterized. The transcript is spliced from 2 exons. Gene Ontology annotation, cellular component: small-subunit processome; 90S preribosome; nucleolus. The record is from RefSeq and is a predicted model, not a curated record. NCBI's taxonomy places the organism in Eukaryota, Fungi, Basidiomycota, Agaricomycetes, Boletales, Suillaceae. Bases 107 to 514 code for a protein of 135 amino acids.